CACUCCCAUGCGACCACCCACACCGAACCAUUUCUUCUCACUCGCCUUCUUUCUCAAAAAAAUGACAUUCAUUGUUCUCUCAAAGAUCUGCAAACCGAAAACAGAAACCCAGAAAAUUAAAAAGGGAAAAGAAGCCCUCGCUCUUUCUCUCUCUCUAGUAUAUCUUUCUAAAAACUGCUAUGACGGAUUCCGUUGAACCACCGUCGACAUCAACAGACGAUCCUAAUAACCCAAAUCCAAACCCGAACCCGAACCCAAACUCCUUAAUCCAUCCACGGCGGGAACCAUUCGAGCACGGACUUCUCCCGAUCCCUAAACUAAUAUUUCCCGACCCGACCCAAGCACUCUCUCAAUUGAAACAAAAACUCGCAUCUCAUAACGGUCGAAUUGACACUGCAAUUCUCGCGGAGUCGCUCCAGAUCUCAACCGACCAUGCUAGGCUUGUUUUAGACACCCUCGCAUCGAUUCUUCAUUCUGAUGCUGACCCGCUCGUUAAGGCACAACCCGGAGAUAUUGAUUUGGUCGGUGCUGAUUUGCGUGAUCUGAUAUUGUUUUUGUAUAUACAGUCUUAUAAGAAGCUAUUGCCUAGGACUCAUAAAGACUCUGCUGCUGUGGCUGACGUUUGGCCUUCCACGUCAGCUUUUGACGGCUACUUGUCCGCGUUAUCGCCUCUUCAGCUUGUGCGUAGCAACAGCCGUCGGUUUAUGCCAUCACAAGCUGAUGAAGAGGCUCAUCAACUAUCCUAUCUGCAAAAGCACAUGGCUAACAUUCUCUCUCUUUUGGCAGAGCCCGUGGAAGGAGAAGGGGAAGAGUAUCUGGUUUUGUCCAUGGAAGGAUUUGAGCACCUUGGCUUUCUGAUUCAAUUUGGGGAUAAGGGAUCUGAAGGGGUUCCAUUAAGUCAAGCUGCUCCUUUUUUUGCCAACUCAGAUCCUGACAUGCCUGCUGUCCCUGUUCCUGCUGCACAAGUCCAUGAUUGGAUUUCACAGAAUAUCUCAUCUGCUUUGGAACACAUCACUGAAAGAAUUUCAGCAAAAGAAAAUGGGCCACCAAGUGCAUCUGAUCAGGAUGUUGCCAUGGCUGAUGCCUGUGCAAGUUCAGUCAAGCCUGCCCCAAGUUCUAGGGGAUCAAGUUUUAUUGAGGGAAUCUCUAAAUCUUCGUAUGUAAAACAAGCAUCAGAUCUUAAAGGUUCUUCUGUAAAGGUCUUGAAUUGCCAUGACUCUGUCAUUUACAUCUUAGCACCCUUGAGAUAUGCCACCAUCUAUGGAUGCUCUGAUGCUACUAUAGUUCUUGGAGCUGUUGGAAAGGCUGUGAGGAUCGAGCAUUGCGAACGAGUUCAUGUGAUUACGGCAGCAAAGAGAGUCUGUAUUGCCAAUUGUCGCGAGUGUGUCUUCUUUUUGGGGGUAAACCAGCGACCACUCAUGGUUGGCGAUAACCAUAAGCUGCAGGUGGCACCUUAUAAUACAUACUACUCAGAGUUGGAGGAGCACAUGGCUGAAGUGGGCAUUGAGGCAACUAUCAACAGAUGGGAUGAUCCCUUGGCCUUGGGAGUGGUUGAUCCACAUGAUUCAUUAUCUCAUCCUGCAGGUGUUUCUGAUGUUCAAGCUGAGUCAGCUGCACGGCUGGACCCGGAUCAAUUCACUAAUUUUUUGAUUCCAAAUUGGUUUGGUGGUGAAUCUUCUGGGUCAACAAAAGAUAACCCAUUUCCAUUACCAGAAGCGUACAUGUCAUCUCAGGAGAGAAACCAAAAGAAUUUAGGGGAGAUAAAGCAACUACUGCGGGAAGCUCCGCUUGAAGAAAAUCGGAAGCGGGAACUAUCAUGUGCGCUGCAUUUAUUAUUCAAGGACUGGUUGUAUGCUUCAGGCAAUAUCCGACAGCUUUACUGCCUACAAGGUGAUUGAUGUUGAAUGGUGAAUGCACGGCAUAAGCGAAGAUGGUAGUGGGAGGGUCGCUGGUGCUCUUUCUGUUGCAGCCCCAUUUUCAUUGGUACUAGAGGCAUCCGACAAUCAUCCCUAUGUACUUUGGAAUCGAACACAUUUGUCCGAUGACACUGGCGCACAGAAUACAUUGGUUUACGCUAAUCUCACUGUAAUAUUUUUUGGAGAGGAAAAUUCUUACUGUAAUAUUUGUUAACUUAGGUUCUCAAUAUUGUGAAAUUUUUUUUA
Messenger RNA from Ricinus communis (castor bean), 2162 nucleotides. RefSeq names its product TBCC domain-containing protein 1. Bases 180 to 1898 code for a protein of 572 amino acids. The record is from RefSeq and is a predicted model, not a curated record. Lineage: Eukaryota; Viridiplantae; Streptophyta; Magnoliopsida; Malpighiales; Euphorbiaceae. The transcript has 9 exons.